AUGGCAGAUUUACCAGAAAAAGACCUCAAAGACGCUCGAGAAUUUUUUUCUCUCUUUGCAACCGGGGAGGAUGAAAUGAUUGAGGCUCGAUACAUAGGUGACUUAGUUCGUGCCCUUGGAUUAGUCCCUACCGAAGCUCAGAUUGCAAAAUUUGGUUUUAAAGAUAAGCCGUCAGAAAAAAUCAGCUUUGAAACAUUUUUGCCGAUUUACCAAGGAUUGCUUAAAGAGAAAAAGCCAAAUGACCCGGAAGAGUAUAUUGAGGGCUUCAAGGUUUUUGACAAAGAAUCCAACGGUCUUAUCAGUGCUGCUGAGCUUCGGCAUUUGCUCACACAACUGGGCGAAAGGCUUACAGAAAAGGAGGUUGAUGUUCUGCUAUUUGGCAUGGAAGAUGGCCAAGGACAGGUUCCUUAUGAAGCAUUCGUUCGAAGAAUUAUGAGCUAA
Messenger RNA from Rodentolepis nana, 441 nucleotides. NCBI's taxonomy places the organism in Eukaryota, Metazoa, Platyhelminthes, Cestoda, Cyclophyllidea, Hymenolepididae. The record is from the annotation of a GenBank genome assembly.